AUGGGUGAUCGUGGCGGGCAAGGAAGGGCUCGCGGUCGAGCAGGCCGAGGUAGCUACGGAGACCAACAGGCCAGACGACCGGGGGAACAAUUGCGCCCAGCGCAAUCUGCUCCCGGUCCGGGUUCAGCUGCCCCAAGACCUCAACCACCUAGUGCAUGGGGUCCACCUAGCGUAGCUCCACAUGUUAGAGCUGGAGUGCCUCAACCAACUGAACCUGCUGGCAGAGCCUCUCAUCGUUCAACUCCAUCCACUCAUGCACACCCUGGAGAUGUAGAUGUUCAACAACAAAUGCAAAAUUUGGAUAUAGGUAGAAAAGAAUUUGGAAGUGGUGAUGUUGCAUCUGCACCUUCACGAGGCUCAUUCCGAGGUGGUGGAAGAGUUCUGCCUGAUCAAGUUCAAGUUCUUAGGACACGACCAGAAGCAGUUACAUCAAAAAAGGGAACAUUUGGUACACCAAUAAAUCUACUAGCCAACUAUUUCACUGUGGAAACUACUCCUCAAUGGUGCCUUUACCAGUACCAUGUUGAAUUUGAUCCAGAGGAGGAUCGCACUGGUGUUAGAAAAUCCCUUUUACGUCCACACACCAAAAAUUUUGGGGGAUGUCUUUUUGAUGGAACAUCACUGUACACUGUGAAUCGUCUACCACAGAGUCCUAUGGAAUUUUACUCUGAGCGAAAAUCAGAUGGGGAGAAAAUACGGAUUUUGGUCAAGCUGAUUUGUGCUGUCAGUCCUGGAGACUACCAUUACAUACAAAUCUUCAAUAUUAUUAUUAGAAAAUGCUUCAUCAUGCUGAAUCUUCAAAUGAUUGGGCGAGAUUUCUUUGAUCCACAGGCUAAGGUUGACAUGCGCGAACACAACCUGCAAAUUUGGCCUGGAUACAAAACUACUAUCAACCAAUAUGAGGACCGGCUGUUGAUGGUCACAGAAAUAACGCACAAGGUAAUCCGUUUGGACACAGUUCUGCACUUGCUGCAUACAUAUAGCAACACUAAAGGGCCUUCGUUCAAACAUCAAUUUUGUCAAGAUUUGGGAGGUCAAAUUGUAAUGACGGAUUACAAUAUGAAAACGUAUCGAAUUGACGACGUGUCGUGGGAAACUACUGUCAGAUCAACGUUCCGUAUGAAAGAUGAAAAUAUCACAUACAUUGACUAUUAUAAGAAGAAAUACAACAUCAACAUCACGGAUAUGAGCCAGCCCCUAUUAAUAUCGCGUUCGAAGCCUCGCGACAUCCGAGCGGGAAUGCCCGAGCUGGUCUUUCUGGUGCCGGAGUUGUGCCGAUUGACUGGUCUUUCUGAUGAUAUGAGAGCCAAUUUUCAACUUAUGCGCAGUAUGGCCGUUCAUACUAAAUUAGGCCCCGAUCAGAGAAUUCAGAAAUUGCUCCACUUCAAUCGCAGGUUGACUCAGACUCCGGAGAUCGUACAGGAACUGGCGUCUUGGUCGUUGAAACUGUCCAAUGACUUGGUGCGGUUCAAGGGACGACAAUUGCCUCCCGAGAAUAUAAUCCAGGGAAACAAUGCGAAAUAUCCGGCUGGAGAUACUUAUGACGGUUGGACUAGGGAUAUGCGAUCGAAACAGCUUCUUACUAUUGCUCAAGUACCUUCGUGGGUCGUGCUCACCCCGAGUCGGCAGCAACGAGAUGCGGAAUCUUUCGUGGAUCUCAUAAUCAAGACUGGCGGCGGAUGUGGAUUUAGACUGCCAAGACCUGAAAUUGUAACAAUUCAAAGGGACAGCAGUGGGGAUUAUUCCAAUAUGUGCGAUACAAUUAUUGCCCGUAAAAAUCCCACUAUAAUGCUUAUCGUUUUGGCUAGAGCCGCUACUGACAAAUACAAGGCGAUUAAGAAGAAGUGCACCGUAGACCGCGCAGUUCCCUCACAGGUUGUGUGCGCACGGAAUAUGACAAGUAAAACUGCGAUGUCCAUUGCUACGAAGGUUGCCAUUCAAAUGAAUUGCAAGCUGGGUGGAGCACCGUGGACGGUUGAAAUCCCGCUGCCGAGUCUCAUGGUCAUCGGAUAUGAUGUUUGCCACGACACGCGGUCCAAGGAGCGCUCGUAUGGAGCCUUUGUGGCCAACCUUGACAGGCCCAUGAGCCAAUACUUCUCAGCGGUUAAUGCACAUACUUCGGGAGAGGAACUCUCCGCCCAUAUGAGCUUCAAUGUCGGUUCCGCCGUUAAGAGAUAUCGCGAGAAGAACGGUGUAUUACCCGGAAUGAUUAUAGUAUACCGGGACGGCGUUGGCGAAGGACAAAUUCCCUACGUCUCCAGCCACGAGGUUGCAGAAGUGAAGAAAGUGUUAACUGAAAUAUACGGAACUCCGCAAUUCAAGCUGGCGUUCAUAAUCGUCUCGAAACGCAUCAACACGCGUAUCUUCGUCGACGGGAAUCGUUCUGGGGAUAAUCCCAAACCCGGAACUGUCAUUGACGACGUGGUUACAUUACCGGAGCGUUACGACUUCUAUUUGGUAACUCAGUCAGUCCGCGAGGGUACGAUCGCUCCAACCUCGUACAAUAUCAUUGAAGAUACAAGUGGACUGUCUCCAGACAGGAUCCAGCGUCUGACGUACAAGCUGACUCACAUGUACUUCAACUGUUCCUCUCAAGUGCGAGUCCCCUCCGUCUGCAAAUACGCCCAUAAAUUGGCUUUCUUGACGGCUAACAGCUUACAUGAUCAGCCACACCAUUCGCUCAGCGAAUCUUUGUACUAUAUCUAA
Molecule: messenger RNA, 2706 nt
Organism: Pieris macdunnoughi
Lineage: Eukaryota; Metazoa; Arthropoda; Insecta; Lepidoptera; Pieridae
Source: the annotation of a GenBank genome assembly